AAGUGUCUUUUAUACGAGGGAGAAAGAAAGAAUGGGGAAGCGAUCAGGCUAUGGCGCGCACUCCACCGCUGAGGAAGUGGCGCAGGGGAUUGACGCCAAGAAUCUCACGGCAAUCGUCACGGGAGGGGCGAGUGGCAUUGGCGCGGAAGUGGUGCGCAUUCUUGCGAAGCAGGGAGCCAGGGUUGUGAUCGCGGCCAGGAACAAGGAAGCCGCGGAGAGAGCCCGCGCGGCGAUGGAGAAGGAGCUGCCGGGGGCGUCGGUGCAGUGUAUGGAGCUGGAUUUGGCGUCGCUGGCCAGCGUCCGGGGCUUCGUCGAGGAUUUCAAGAAAUCCGGCCUGCCGCUCAAUCUCCUCAUCAACAACGCGGGUUUGAUGUUCUGCCCCUUCAGCCUCACGGCCGACGGCGUGGAAUCGCAGUUCGCGACGAAUCACCUGGGCCAUUUCUUGCUCACGAAUCUCCUGCUCGACACGAUGAAGGAGACGGCGGCGAAAUCCGGGAUCCAGGGCCGGAUCGUCAAUCUCUCGUCGGUGGCGCACGCGACGGUGGGCUACAAGGAAGGGAUCCGCGAUCUCGACGCUAUCAACGAUCGCGGGAGCUACGAUUCCAAGAAGGCGUAUGGGCAAUCGAAGCUGGCCAACAUCCUCCACGCGAACUCCCUGACAGCGAUGUUCCAGCGGGAGAAGAUCAACAUCACGGCCAACGCGGUCCACCCGGGGCUGAUCGGGACGCCGCUGUGGCGCCACUCGGCGGCGAUGAAGCUCUUCGUCAAGAUCAUAUACGCGGGCAAAUGGAAGAGCGUGGAGCAGGGCGCGGCGACGACGAUCUACGCGGCCAUCCACCCCGACAUGGCGGAUGUGAGCGGCCGCUACCUCGCGGAUUGCCAGGAGGCGAAGCCGUCCAAGAAGGCGCUGGAUCCACAGCUCGGGAAGAAGCUCUGGGACAUCAGCGAGCUCCUCGUCUCCCGGGCCAGCGCGUGAUCGAUCGAUUUCUCUUGGGUUUCUCUUUCUUUUCACAGCGAGCGAUCAUCGAUCCACCCCCAUCGAUCCAAGCUCUGUUCUGUUCUAUCCUUUUUCCUUUCUUUGUAGCUACAUUUCGUGAUCGUCCUAUAGAUGAGAGAAGCUAAAGUUGUUUUGGUUUGUAAUCGACAACAGUGAUAACGCUAUGAUCGAAGAAAAGGAAAAAAAGUUUGAGAACAUUCAGUUC
Selaginella moellendorffii is the source of this 1202-nucleotide messenger RNA. RefSeq names its product short-chain dehydrogenase TIC 32, chloroplastic. The record is from RefSeq and is a predicted model, not a curated record. Lineage: Eukaryota; Viridiplantae; Streptophyta; Lycopodiopsida; Selaginellales; Selaginellaceae. Bases 32 to 976 code for a protein of 314 amino acids. The transcript has a single exon.